This is a messenger RNA of Spea bombifrons (plains spadefoot toad), 7216 nucleotides long. RefSeq names its product spectrin alpha, non-erythrocytic 1 (gene SPTAN1). NCBI's taxonomy places the organism in Eukaryota, Metazoa, Chordata, Amphibia, Anura, Pelobatidae. Gene Ontology annotation, cellular component: cortical actin cytoskeleton; cell projection; plasma membrane. Gene Ontology annotation, biological process: actin cytoskeleton organization. The transcript has 54 exons. The coding region runs from base 1 to 7059 and encodes 2352 amino acids. Gene Ontology annotation, molecular function: calcium ion binding; actin filament binding. The record is from RefSeq and is a predicted model, not a curated record.
AUGCAGACCCGUUUGGUGGAGCUGCAUCGUCUGUGGGAGCUGCUGCUCCAGAAAAUGCGAGAGAAGGGAAUCAAACUGCAGCAGGCCCAGAAGCUGGUCCAGUACCUGAGAGAGUGUGAAGAUGUUAUGGACUGGAUCAACGACAAGGAGGCAAUUGUGACAUCCGAGGAACUCGGCCAAGACCUGGAACAUGUAGAGGUUCUACAGAAGAAGUUUGAAGAGUUUCAGACUGAUCUAGCUGCUCACGAGGAAAGGGUGAAUGAGGUCAACCAGUUUGCCAGCAAACUUGCCCAGGAGGAACAUCCCGAAGUGGAGGUGAUCAAGACUAAACAAGAUGAAGUAAAUGCAGCCUGGCAGCGCCUAAAAGGCCUGGCCCUUCAGAGGCAGGGGAAGCUCUUUGGAGCCGCAGAAGUCCAACGCUUUAACAGGGAUGUUGAUGAAACCAUUGGCUGGAUCAGAGAGAAAGAGCAGCUUAUGGCCUCUGAUGAUUUCGGCAGAGACUUGGCCAGCGUACAAGCCUUGCUCCGUAAACACGAGGGUCUGGAACGUGAUCUGGCCGCACUGGAGGAGAAGGUGAAGGCUUUGUACGCAGAGUCUGACCGCCUGCAGCAGUCACACCCCGUAAACGCUCCCCAAAUUCAAGUCAAAGGAGAGGAGCUGAUUGCAAACUGGGAGCAAAUCCGAACCAUAGCAGCUGAGCGUCACACUCGCCUCAAUGACUCCUACAAGCUUCAGAGAUUCCUGGCAGACUUCAGAGACUUGACCAGCUGGGUGACAGAAAUGAAGGCUCUCAUCAAUGCCGACGAGCUUGCCAACGACGUGGCUGGAGCAGAGGCUCUGCUUGAUAGACACCAGGAACACAAGGGUGAAAUUGAUGCUCAUGAAGAUAGUUUUAAAGCUGCUGAUGCAGCAGGACACUCUCUGCUGAGCGCUGGACACUAUGCUUCCGAUGAAGUCAGGGAGAAGCUGAACAUCCUAACCGAUGAAAGAACCGCUCUUCUGGAGUUGUGGGAGCUGCGUAGGCAGCAGUACGAGCAGUGCAUGGACCUCCAGCUCUUCUACAGAGACACAGAGCAGGUGGACAACUGGAUGAGCAAGCAAGAGGCUUUCCUGCUUAAUGAGGAUUUGGGUGAUUCAUUGGACAGCGUUGAAGCCUUGCUGAAAAAGCAUGAAGACUUUGAGAAAUCUCUUAGCGCCCAGGAAGAAAAAAUCACGGCCUUGGAUGAGUUUGCCACAAAGUUGAUUCAAAACAACCACUAUGCCAUGGAGGAUGUUGCUACUCGCAGAGACGCGCUUCUGAGCCGUCGUAAUGCUCUGCAUGAGCGAGCUCUGUACCGACGCACCCAGCUGGCGGACUCCUUCCAUCUGCAGCAGUUCUUCCGGGACUCCGAUGAACUAAAGAGCUGGAUUAAUGAGAAGAUGAAGACUGCCACAGACGAAGCAUACAAGGAUCCCUCCAACCUCCAAGGCAAGGUGCAGAAACACCAAGCGUUUGAGGCCGAGCUUUCUGCUAACCAGAGCCGUAUAGAUGCCCUGGAAAACUCUGGUCAGAAGCUUAUCGAUGUCAACCAUUACGCCUCCGAUGAAGUGGCUGCGCGUAUGAAUGAGGUCAUCACUUUGUGGAAAAGACUGCGGGAGGCUACAGAACUCAAAGGUAUCAAACUGCGUGAAGCUAAUCAGCAACAGCAGUUCAACCGCAACGUGGAGGAUAUUGAGCUGUGGCUCUAUGAGGUUGAGGGCCACCUGGCUUCCGAUGACUACGGCAAAGAUCUCACCAACGUCCAGAACCUUCAGAAGAAACAUGCUUUACUAGAGGCCGAUGUUGCAGCUCAUCAGGACCGCAUCGAUGGAAUCUCUAUUCAAGCCCGUCAGUUCCAAGACGCCGGACACUUUGACGCAGAGAACAUUAAGAAGAAGCAAGAGGCUCUUGUUUUCCGUUACGAGGCCCUGAAGGAGCCCAUGGUUGUAAGGAAACAGAAGCUGUCUGAUUCUCUGCGUCUGCAGCAGCUUUUCCGAGACAUUGAAGACGAGGAGACCUGGAUAAGAGAGAAGGAACCCAUUGCUGCCUCCACCAACAGAGGCAAGGAUUUGAUUGGCGUGCAGAAUCUUCUGAAGAAGCACCAAGCCCUUCAGGCUGAAAUAGCAGGACAUGAGCCCCGCAUCAAAGCUGUUACCCAAAAGGGGAACUCUAUGAUUAGUGAAGGCCACUUUGCUGCUGAGGAGGUGAAGGUGAAGGUGAAGGAGCUUAAUGACAAAUGGCAGUCUCUGAGGAACAAAGCAUCCCAGCGCCGCCAGGACCUUGAGGACUCUCUGCAAGCUCAGCAGUACUUUGCCGACGCCAAUGAGGCCGAAUCCUGGAUGAGGGAAAAGGAACCCAUUGUUGGAAGCACGGACUAUGGCAAAGACGAGGACUCUGCGGAGGCUCUCCUGAAGAAACAUGAAGCCCUUAUGUCUGAUCUUCAUGCAUAUGGGAGCAGUAUCCAGGCAUUAAGAGAACAGGCUCAGUCUUGCAGACAACAAGUUGCCCCAACUGAUGAUGAAACUGGAAAGGAGCUGGUACUGGCGUUGUACGACUACCAAGAGAAGAGCCCUAGGGAGGUGACCAUGAAGAAGGGGGAUAUCCUGACACUUCUUAAUAGUACCAAUAAGGACUGGUGGAAGGUGGAAGUGAAUGAUCGUCAGGGGUUUGUGCCCGCUGCGUAUGUGAAGAAGUUGGACCCAGCGCAGUCUGCUUCCCGUGAGAACCUCCUGGAGGAGCAGGGGAGCAUUGCGCUGAGGCAGGAGCAGAUCGAUGGACAGACUCUCUUAUCUAAGGAAGCUGGCAGUGUUUCUCUGCGUAUGAAUCAGGUUGAAGAGCUAUACCACAAUAUUCUGGAGAUGGGCGAGAAACGCAAGGAUAUGUUGGAAAAGAGUUGCAAGAAGUUUAUGUUGUUCCGCGAGGCCAAUGAGCUGCAGCAGUGGAUUAACGAGAAGGAAGCGGCUCUCGUGAAUGAAGAAGUUGGCGCUGACCUGGAGCAGGUGGAGGUGCUGCAGAAGAAGUUUGAUGAUUUCCAAAAGGAUUUGAAAGCUAACGAGUCUCGUCUGAAGGACAUCAAUAAAGUCGCUGAUGAUCUCGAAUCUGAGGGGCUGAUCACAGAAGAAAUCCAAGCUGUACAACAACAGGAGGUUCAAGGAAUGCCAAGAGAUGAGGGAGAUUCCAAAUCUGCAUCUCCAUGGAAGUCCGUGCGCACUGCAGUCCAUGCUGUGGCUACCUUCAACUCUAUCAAGGAGCUGAAUGACCGUUGGCGAUCCCUGCAACAAUUGGCAGAGGAGAGAAGUCAGCUUUUGGGCAGCGCGCAUGAAGUUCAGAGAUUCCACCGAGAUGCCGAUGAGACUAAAGAAUGGAUAGAGGAGAAGAACCAGGCUUUGAAUACUGACAGCUAUGGGCACGACUUGGCUAGUGUUCAGGCUCUGCAACGUAAACAUGAAGGGUUUGAGCGAGACCUGGCGGCCCUUGGUGAUAAGGUUAACUCUUUGGGAGAGAUGGCUACACGUCUGAUCCAGUCACAUCCAGAGUCUGCUGACGACAUCCAGGAAAAAUGCAAGGAGCUCAAUGAGGCCUGGAGCAGCCUUGGCAAACGGGCCGACCAACGCAAGAAGAAACUGGGAGAUUCUCAUGAUCUGCAACGCUUCCUCAGUGACUUCAGGGAUCUCAUGUCCUGGAUCAACGGCAUUCGAGGCUUGGUGUCAUCAGAUGAACUAGCUAAAGAUGUGACGGGAGCAGAGGCUUUGUUGGAAAGGCACCAGGAGCACCGCACAGAGAUUGAUGCCAGAGCUGGAACUUUCCAGGCCUUUGAACAGCUGGGACAGCAGCUGUUGGCCCGUGGGCAUUACGCCAGCCCGGAGAUAAAGGACAAGCUGGAUAUAUUGGACCAAGAACGGGCAAGUUUGGAGAAAGCCUGGAUUCAACGCAGGAUGAUGCUGGAUCAGUGUUUGGAGCUUCAGCUAUUUAACAGAGACUGCGAGCAGGCAGAGAACUGGAUGGCUUCCCGUGAGGCCUUCCUAAACAGCGAGGACAAAGGCGAUUCUCUGGACAGUGUGGAAGCCCUUAUCAAGAAGCAUGAAGACUUUGAUAAGGCCAUUAAUGUUCAGGAAGAGAAGAUUGCCGCUCUGCAGUCGUUUGCUGACCAGCUGAUAGCUGCCGACCACUACGCCACAGGAGACAUUGCUUCACGACGCAAUGAAGUCUUGGACAGGUGGCGCCGUUUGAAGGCUCAGAUGAUCGAGAAGCGGUCCAAACUGGGGGAAUCUCAGACUCUCCAGCAGUUUAGCCGGGAUGUGGAUGAGAUUGAAGCCUGGAUCAGUGAGAAGUUGCAGACUGCCAGUGACGAGUCCUACAAGGAUCCUACAAACAUCCAGAGCAAGCACCAGAAACACCAGGCUUUCGAGGCUGAGCUUCAUGCCAAUGCUGACCGCAUUCGUGGCGUCAAAGAAAUGGGUAACUCUCUUAUCGACCGGGGAGCUUGUGCCGGCAGUGAGGAUGCAGUGAAGGCUCGCCUCGCAGCUCUUGAUGAUCAGUGGCAGUUCUUGGUGCACAAAUCUGCCGAGAAAAGCCAAAAGCUGAAGGAAGCCAACAAGCAGCAGAACUUCAACACCGGCAUCAAGGACUUUGACUUUUGGCUGACAGAGGUGGAGGCUCUGCUGGCCUCAGAAGAUUACGGGAAGGACUUGGCAUCUGUGAACAAUCUGCUGAAAAAGCACCAGCUGCUGGAGGCAGAUAUCUCCGCACACGAGGACCGUCUGAAGGAUCUGAAUGGACAGGCAGACAGUCUGAUGACCAGCAGUGCCUUCGACACCACCCAGGUGAAGGACAAGCGUGAUGCCAUAAAUGACCGUUUCCAACGCAUCAAAAGCAUGGCCUCUGCCCGUCGUGGCCAGCUGAACGAGUCCCACCGCCUGCAUCAGUUCUUCAGGGACCUAGAUGAUGAGGAAUCUUGGAUCAAGGAGAAGAAGCUCCUGGUUGGGUCUGAUGAUUAUGGCCGAGACUUGACUGGCGUACAGAAUCUGAGGAAGAAGCACAAGAGGUUGGAGGCAGAGUUGGCAGCCCAUGAACCAGCCAUCCAGGGGGUCUUGGAGACUGGUAAGAAACUAGCAGAUGACAACACGCUUGGUAAAGAUGAAAUCCAGCAGCGGCUGGCACAGUUUGUGGAACACUGGAAGGAGCUGAAGCAGCAAGCAGCGGCUCGGGGUCAAAGACUGGAGGAAUCCCUUGAGUACCAGCAGUUUGUAGCCAACGUGGAAGAGGAGGAGGCCUGGAUAAACGAAAAGAUGACACUAGUGGCCAGUGAAGACUAUGGAGAUACUUUGGCAGCCAUCCAGGGAUUGCUGAAAAAACAUGAAGCAUUUGAGACAGACUUCACUGUGCAUAAGGACAGGGUGCAUGAUGUCUGCGCUAAUGGAGAAGACCUUAUUCAGAAGAACAAUCACCAUGUGGAUAAUAUAAACGCCAAGAUGCAGGGACUGAGAGAAAAGGUAGCGGAACUAGAGAAGGCAGCUGCACAGCGCAAGUCCAAGCUUGAUGAGAAUUCUGCUUUCCUCCAGUUCAACUGGAAGGCGGACGUUGUGGAGUCUUGGAUUGGUGAGAAGGAGAACAGCCUGAAGACUGAUGAUUAUGGCAGAGACCUUUCCUCCGUGCAGACACUCCUUACCAAGCAGGAGACCUUUGAUGCUGGUCUACAGGCUUUCCAGCAGGAGGGCAUCACCAAUAUCACUGCGCUGAAAGACCAGCUGCUGGCAGCCAAGCACGUGCAGUCCAGAGCCAUUGAAUCUCGUCAUGCCUCUCUGAUGAAACGCUGGAACCAAUUGCUCGAUAACUCUGCUGCUCGCAAGAAGAAACUUUUGGAGGCUCAGGAGCACUACAGAAAGGUCGAGGACUUGUUCCUGACAUUUGCCAAGAAAGCUUCUGCCUUCAACAGCUGGUUUGAAAAUGCAGAGGAGGACCUGACUGAUCCAGUACGCUGCAAUUCCCUGGAAGAAAUAAAAGCUCUGCGUGAGGCACACGACGCAUUCCGAAACUCUCUCAGCUCCGCGCAGACUGACUUCAACCAACUGGCUGAACUGGACAGACAGAUCAAGGGCUACCGCGUAGCCUCCAACCCCUACACAUGGUUCACAAUGGAGGCACUAGAAGAGACUUGGCGUAACUUGCAGAAGAUCAUAAAGGAACGAGAACUAGAACUGCAGAAGGAACAACGAAGACAAGAAGAGAACGAUAAACUCAGACAGGAAUUUGCUCAACAUGCCAACGCAUUCCAUCAGUGGAUUCAGGAGACCAGGACCUACCUUCUGGACGGGUCUUGCAUGGUUGAAGAAUCGGGAACAUUAGAAUCUCAGCUGGAAGCCACUAAGAGAAAGCAUCAGGAGAUUCGGGCGAUGAGGAGUCAGCUGAAGAAGAUUGAGGACCUUGGUGCAGCCAUGGAAGAGGCUUUGAUCUUGGACAAUAAAUACACAGAACACAGUACUGUAGGACUGGCGCAGCAAUGGGACCAACUGGAUCAGCUGGGAAUGAGAAUGCAGCAUAACCUCGAACAGCAGAUCCAGGCCAGAAACACAACUGGUGUAACAGAAGAAGCGCUCAAAGAAUUCAGCAUGAUGUUCAAACACUUUGAUAAGGAUAAAUCCGGACGUCUGAAUCACCAGGAGUUCAAAUCGUGUCUACGGUCCCUUGGAUACGACCUUCCGAUGGUAGAGGAAGGAGAGCCCGAUCCAGAGUUUGAAACCAUUCUGGACACAGUGGAUCCAAACAGAGACGGGUAUGUGUCGCUACAGGAAUACAUGGCGUUCAUGAUCAGCAGGGAAACCGAAAACGUGAAGUCCAGCGAGGAGAUUGAAAGUGCAUUCCGAGCUCUGAGCACGGAGCAGAAACCAUACGUCACAAAGGAAGAACUGUACCAGAACCUGACACGUGAACAGGCAGACUACUGCAUCUCGCACAUGAAACCGUACAUGGACAGUAAGGGGCGCGAACUGCCCUCCGCGUACGACUACGUCGAAUUCACGCGCUCGCUAUUUGUGAACUGAUGUAGCCGACUUAAAGCCUUGCUUGUGUCUGCUGACUUUGGCUGUGCAUGUCUCUGUCGCUCUGCCUCCCCCACAAACUUCUACCGUUACCUUCACUGUUCUAGCCGACUGAAGAAGCAAUAUAAGCAGCACGCUUUAAUAAAAGCUAAUUAUUCAA